UUUUAAAUCUACCUAUUUUUUUCAAAUUUUACCAAAUUUUACCUAUACUCUAUUUCAAAUUUUUGACACAUUUUUGACCACUUCUUUAUCAUUUUAUUAUUAUUACAGCAUUUAUAAAUUAUUAAUAUUUGAUCAUCUUUCUAACUCAUCAAAAUAAAUAAUAAUUAUUAUAAUCUCUAUUCUCCUCUCUUUUAACUCAUCAAAAUGUAUGUUUUAAUGGAACAUUCGGGUAGGCUUCAUUCACCUCCACCCGAUCGUCGUCAUCAUCAUCAUCCUAAAGCUGUUUUACGUGCUCGUGCACAUAAACAUCAAUCGCCUCCACCUUUUGAAGGGCAACAACAACAGCAACAAAAGUCUCCUCUUAAAAAUGUUAAAUGUCAAUCAUUAGAUAAUGAAAUAUUAAAAAAAGGAAAUAAGGGGGAGGAAGAAGAAGAGGAUAUAAGCAAGUUUAAACAAUUUGUUUCUAAAAUAGCAGAAGAAAAUAAAAAACAGCAACAACAACAACAAAAACAUUUGUUAAAUGAAAGAAAAUUGUCAACAACAAAACAUCAGCAACUAAAUAAUCCAACUUGUUUUGCAACAACAUCAAAACAUUUAAAUAAACAUGCUCAGCAAAACAAUUUACCAACUUGUUUUGCUUCAAGUUUUGCUUCAAAUUCAAAUAAUGCUAAUAAUAAUGCUGAUUAUUCCCAACUUCCUCCACCUAUUAGAUAUCGUUUCCGCCCUCACCUUUUAGCCAAAGAAGAAAAACAUCCUCCAUAUCAAUGGAAAGAAAAUAAUUUUAUUAAUAAUUUAAAUAAUCAAAAUAUGCUUUCAAAUAAUUCUCAACAAUGCUUCAUUCCCCGCUCAACACAGUUGAUAAAUCGACAAGUUAUGCUUCACGGCAACAAUAAAGUUGGGCCAAUUAAUGAAGUUUAUGAAGAAGUGAAACAAUUAAAAAGUGAUGGAAAGGCGAAGCAACAAGAGGAAUUGAAGCAAAAUAAAGAAGAUUCGAAGAUAGAAGCAAAGAAAUUGAAACAAGAAACAAAAAUAUUGAAGGAAUUGAAGUUGAAGCAAGAAAAGAAUGUGAAGCAAAAUAAACAAAAUGUGAAGCUAGAAAAGGAUGAUAAACCAAAUCUGAAGCAAAAUGAAGUGAAAGAUAACGAAGAGAGAAAUAUAAAAGUGAAGCAAAAUAAAAAGGAUUUAAAACAAAAAGUAAAUCAAGAGGAAGAAUUAAAGCAAAAUUUGAAGCAGAAUAUGGAAAUGAAGCAGAAUAAUAAUAAUAUGAAGCAAGGUGUUGAAUUAUUGGAAGAUUUGAAGAAAGAUAAAAAAGAAGAGUUGAAGCAGGAGGAGAAAUUGAAGCAAAACAUUAAGCAGGAAUUAAAACAGAAAUUGAAACAAGAAGUGAAGCAAGAAAUAGAUCAAGAUAAAGAUACUAGCAGCAAUUUUAGCAGCAAUAAGAAACAACAAAAGAAGCGUCUUUCAAUCCAAACAAGUCAUCAAAAUUCUUUACGUAGAAGUUUAUCACAGUCUCGAUGCUGUUCAUCUUCAAUAACUUCAAGUAAUCAACAUCAACAAAAAUCUGACAAUUUUUUAAAAUUUAUGUCUAGAUCGAAAACAUCAACAAAUUUAGCAACAAACUUGGCAUCAAAUCGAAGUAGAGAAUCAAGUAUAUCUUCACUUUCUUGGCAUCGUUUAAUUCGUGGAAAAUCACCAAAAAACAGUAUAAACAGCAAUAAUUCUUCUUAUUAUUCACCAAAAAUUUUAAAUAAAACUAAAAAUAAUUUUGAUGCUUUUUUAAAUAUUUUUAAUGCUUCAGAAAAUUUAAAAUUUGUGGAAAAAUGUUGGGAAAGAAAAAAUAUUAAUAAUUUUUCUUCAAAUAAUCAAAAAUUAGAAGAAAAUUCAUUUAUACGAGUUCAACGUGAAUUAAAAUGUAUAGAAGAACGUAGAGCUUUAACUUUGGGAAGACGAAAGGGUUACCGAAAAAAUAUUUGUGUCGCUGACCUAAUUGGAGUUGAAAAUUUGUUGUUAAAUAAAAAAUUGUUGAAAGAACAAGAACAAAUUGAUAAUGAAAAUGUUGAUUAUUUAAUAUUGCAGAAACCAAAACAAAGGGAAUUGGAGGAAUAUUAUAAUGAUGAUGAUGCUGAAUUAGAAGUAUACAAGUAA
This is a messenger RNA of Meloidogyne enterolobii, 2145 nucleotides long. Lineage: Eukaryota; Metazoa; Nematoda; Chromadorea; Rhabditida; Meloidogynidae. The record is from the annotation of a GenBank genome assembly.